UUGAAAGUAGUUUCUACUGUUAAUUAUUUGGAAUUAUGUUAAGAAUGUUUUAAAUUAUUUGAAUUUUUAAUAAUUCGUUAUAAAAAUAAUUUCUUUGUUGAAAUUGGGUAAUAAUAAUUGAAUUAUUCUUUUGUUUGUGCCAAUCUACAUAAAAAAUGAGACGUUUUGCAAAAACUGUGAUGUUUGUUCUUAAUUUUAUCGUUUCGUUUUGUGGAGCAGUUGGUGCUGUUAGCAUAUUUGUUACAAAGUUCUCAAUACGAAAAUAUAAUAUACCUGUAGGAUCCGAAUAUCACUUAAUUCUCACAACUCUCAUAGCCUUGGCUAUAUUGAUGUUUUUAUUGGCAAUUCUGGGAUGUUGCGGUACGAUGUUAGAUAACAUGUACAUACUUAAUUCGUAUUCUUCUUGGUUGCUCUUGAUUGUGAUUAUCCAAGUUUCUAUUGGAAUUUAUAUUACUGUGAAUAAAAAACAGAUGAUUGAAGCUGUAAAAGGAGAAAUGUUAAUGUCAAUGAAAAAAUUCAGAGCUCAGCCUCAUAUCAGAAAAGGAUGGAAUUUACUUCAAACAAUUUUGAAAUGCUGUGGGAUAAAGCAAUCAUCUGAUUGGUUAUUUGCAUUUAAAUCUGGAAAGUUACCGAUAUCGUGUUGUCCUCGUUUGAAGUUAGAAGAUGAAGAACAAUGCACCUUAGGUUUGGAUUCGCACGUUGCAGAAGGUUGUUUUGAGAAAUUAGUUGUGAUUAUAAAGAGAAACAUUACAGAAAUUUUAAUAUUGAUCUUCACAACGAUAAUCUUUGAGAUAAUUAACAUUAUAUUUGGUUUUUAUUUGGUUUAUAAAAUUGCACAAGAUCGAUUUUAUUUCGCCUUAAUGACAGAAAGUGCAGAAGAUGCUGCUUCCUCACCUUGUCCAUAAUAUUAUUCAAUACCAUGUAAAAUUUCAUAUCUAUGGAAGAAUGAUAUUUCAAAUACAUUUUUUAACAGUAAUUAUUUUAAAUUAUUGUAUACAGUCGUUUCUCACCGAGCAUGAGUCUUUAGAGUGGUUUCCCAUCUUUAUACAUGCUGAGUGACCCCAAUGUAUAUCUACAGAUAUUGGCCAUUUAGGUUUUAUGGCAAAUUAUAACAGUGGACGUGUUACUUGGUAAAGCAUGUUUAAUACAGCUGGAUAAUCGAGCCAAAUGAAAUGAGCUGUCAUUGGCUGCUUAUUCAUCUACAGUGUAGAUGAAUACAGUGUUUCUCAACCUCUAACG
Molecule: messenger RNA, 1239 nt
Organism: Centruroides sculpturatus (bark scorpion)
Lineage: Eukaryota; Metazoa; Arthropoda; Arachnida; Scorpiones; Buthidae
Product: leukocyte surface antigen CD53-like
Exons: 7
Coding region: 156-905 (249 amino acids)
Cellular component (GO): membrane
Source: RefSeq, a predicted model, not a curated record